This is a messenger RNA of Ilex paraguariensis (yerba mate), 2499 nucleotides long. NCBI's taxonomy places the organism in Eukaryota, Viridiplantae, Streptophyta, Magnoliopsida, Aquifoliales, Aquifoliaceae. The record is from the annotation of a GenBank genome assembly.
AACAAAUGAACAAGUCUAUGGGCAGAAUCAUUCCCGGUGAAGAUUCUGAUUCAGAUUAUGGGGAUCGUGAGAAUGAGGAAGAUCCUUUGGAUGACGAAGAUGAUGAUGAAUUUAUGAAACGGGUGAAGAAGACUAAAGUUGAGAAGCUAUCAAUUGUUGACCAUUCAAAAAUUGAAUAUCCUCCAUUCCGGAAAAAUUUCUAUAUCGAAGUGAAGGAAAUCUCAAGGAUGACUCCUGAAGAAGUUGCCGCUUACAGGAAACAACUGGAAUUAAAGCUAUAUGGAAAGGAUGUGCCAAAGCCAAUUAAAACUUGGCACCAGACCGGAUUAGCUACUAAAAUUUUGGAGACAAUAAAGAAGCUAAACUAUGACAAGCCAAUGCCAAUUCAAGCCCAGGCACUGCCAAUAAUUAUGAGCGGUCGAGACUGCAUAGGUGUUGCGAAGACAGGCUCCGGCAAAACACUAGCAUUUGUGUUGCCCAUGUUGAGGCAUAUCAAGGACCAGCCACCAUUGAUGUCUGGAGAUGGGCCUAUUGGGCUUAUAAUGGCACCUACAAGAGAGCUUGUUCAGCAAAUCCACAAUGACAUCAAGAAGUUUGCAAAAGUAAUGGGUAUCGGCUGUGUGCCUGUAUAUGGAGGUUCUGGUGUUGCUCAACAAAUUAGUGAAUUGAAAAGAGGCACUGAGAUUGUUGUCUGCACCCCAGGUAGGAUGAUUGAUAUACUUUGUACGAGUGGUGGGAAAAUAACAAAUCUCCGUAGGAUCACCUACUUGGUCAUGGAUGAAGCUGAUAGAAUGUUUGAUAUGGGUUUUGAGCCUCAGAUCACACGGAUUGUCCAAAAUACUCGACCUGACCGACAAACUGUACUGUUUUCUGCUACUUUCCCUCGUCAGGUUGAAAUAUUGGCACGCAAAGUGUUGAACAAACCUGUGGAAAUUCAGGUAGGCGGCAGGAGUGUGGUCAAUAAAGACAUAACACAGUUGGUUGAGGUGAGACCUGAAGAUGAAAGGUUCCUUAGAUUGUUAGAGCUACUAGGAGAGUGGUAUGAGAAGGGAAAAAUUUUAAUAUUUGUCCAUUCACAGGAGAAAUGUGAUGCGUUGUUCAGGGAUUUGCUUAAGCAUGGAUAUCCUUGCCUUUCACUGCAUGGGGCCAAGGAUCAGACAGAUCGCGAAUCCACCAUUUCUGAUUUUAAGAGUAACGUAUGCAAUUUGUUGAUUGCUACAAGUAUUGCUGCCAGGGGUUUAGAUGUAAAGGAGCUUGAACUAGUGAUCAACUUUGAUGUUCCCAACCACUAUGAAGACUAUGUUCACCGUGUUGGUCGUACUGGUAGAGCAGGCCGGAAAGGCUGUGCUAUCACAUUUAUAUCUGAAGAAGAUGCAAGAUAUGCACCAGAUCUUGUAAAAGCCUUGGAACUAUCUGACCAAGUUGUUCCUGAAGACCUGCAAGUUCUUGCAAAUGGUUUCAUGGCAAAGGUGAAUCAGGGACUUGAGCAAGCCCAUGGGACUGGUUACGGUGGAAGUGGUUUUAAAUUUAAUGAAGAGGAAGAUGAAGUGAGGAAAGCAGCAAAGAAAGCACAGGCCAAAGAAUAUGGUUUUGAGGAAGAUAAAUCAGACUCAGAUGAUGAAGAUGAUGGGGUGCGAAAGGCAGGUGGUGACAUCUCACAGCAAGCUGUCCUCGCUCAGGUUGCUGCCCUUGCUGCUGCCACUAGGGCGAAUACAGCUGCGUUGCCAACACAGGUCGCAGCUGCUCAACUGCUUCCCAAUGGUGGAUUGCCUGUUUCUCUGCCAGGGGUUCUUGGUCUAUCAGUACCUGGUCCAACUGCAGUUAUGAAUGGGACUGCACUGCCAAUUGCCGCCAAUGAUGGGGCAGCUAGGGCCGCAGCAUUAGCAGCUGCCAUGAACUUGCAGCAUAACUUGGCAAGGAUUCAGGCCGAUGCUAUGCCUGAACAUUAUGAAGCAGAGUUGGAGAUAAAUGAUUUUCCUCAAAAUGCUCGUUGGAAGGUAACACACAAGGAAACAUUGGGUCCGAUUUCAGAAUGGACUGGAGCUGCUAUUACAACUAGGGGGCAGUAUCAUCCACCUGGUAGGAUCCCAGGACCGGGUGAAAGAAAGCUUUACUUGUUUAUUGAGGGCCCUACUGAACAGUCAGUCAAGAGGGCGAAAACUGAAUUGAAACGUGUGUUGGAGGACAUCACAAUGCAAGCAUCAUCACUUCCAGGUUCAGCUCAACCAGGCCGCUACACGGUUGUGUAAGAACUAGACACGAUCUCUGUAUGGUGGUGUAUUAUUUCUUGCUCGGUAUACUAAAGUAGUUUAUCUAUAUCGAGUGUGGGAAUUGUUUAUGGUAGACCCAUCUCAUCUUUUGGCUGGUUGAAUGUAAUGGGACUUGUAUGUGAUCCAUUCUUUUUUGAAUUAUUGUAGUUCACUUACAUUUUUUCUUCAUAUAUGAGUAUGACUUUCACUUGAUGUAGAAACAUUAAGAGAUACUGGAAUUAUGAUGAUG